CAGCCCCCAGCCUCCAGACAAUGAGCUCCCGACCCACCGUCUCCCCCCUCUCCCUCCCGCGCGCGUCCAGAGCCCCCCCCCCGCUCCGCCUGCUUUGAGAAAGAGGAGUUGGGGGGGAAAGGGGGCUGAGCGUCUGGGUUGAUCCCGCCCUCCCGGCCGGCCGUUCCCCGCUGCCCAGCGUCCGCCAGGCUGCUGAAGGGACAGACGGGCGGCGCGGGCGCGGGUGCUCUGGUCCGGACAGAAAGAAGGAUCAGAGCUCAGGAAGGGGAGUCCUCGCGUGGGAAUCCUCCUUACUCUCCUCGGUCCCUUUCUCUGGAGUCGCCGGCGAGGAGAAGAAGAAAGAGAAAAAAAGGGAGAGACGGGACUUUCCAGUGAAUGGACUCGCCGAAGGAGCGAACAUGGCCAGUGUCUCCUCCUUGGCAAGUACACCCACGCCAUCGUCCGCUGCAUUCCUUCCUCCUUUGCCACAGCGGAGACCACAGCGGAUGGAUCUGACAGUGGGGCUGAUCCGGUGGACCUAGCCAAGGCUCACCGACAGUACGGGGUCUUAUACUGGCAUACUGCGCCAAAAGCUAGGGCUGCAAGUCAUUGAACUGGCGGCAGACUGAGGGCUUCCCCUAUGCCACACUGGUGGGGGAUCUGGCAGUCAUCCAGGGGGAUACCGUGCUCCUCACUCGGCCAUGGAUGCCCACACGGCGAGACGAGAUCAGCUGUGUCAAAAAGGUCUUGGAGGAGCUAAAACUUCGUGUUGUGGAAGUUACAGAUGAGGGAGCCACCCUGGAUGGAAGCGAUGUGCUCUUUACAGGUAGAGAGUUCUUUGUGGGUAUUUCCAAAUGGACCAAUCACAGAGGAGCAGAGAUGGUAGCUGAUGCUUUUAGAGAUUUUGCUGUAUCUACCGUUCCUGUCUCGGGCAUGUUGCAUCUCCGCAGCUUCUGCAGCAUGGCGGGACCUGACACUGUUGUCAUUGGCAGCAGUGAAGUGGCCAAGAAAGCCAUGAAGACCAUGGAGCAAUUAACUGAUCACCACUACGAAACGCUGACAGUUCCUGAUGACCCAGCUGCUAAUUGUAUCUAUGCUCGUCUGGGGCAGAAGAGUAGUGUUCUUUUGCAUCGCAGCACUGAAGAAUAUCCAAACAGCGUGCAACCUUUUCAGAAGCUUCCAGAUUACACCCUGAUCCCUGCGGCGUGCACAGAAGUAGCCAAACUUGGUGGGACUCUCACUUCCUGCUCUCUUCUCAUCAACAAGAAGCUGGAGAUCUAGUGCCUAUAGAUCCACACAAAAAUACAGGUUCCCCCAGUCCCUGGAGCCUUUUCCUUGUUUUCUUUGUGCAGAGCAAUGUAGCUUUUUUUCCCCCUCUCCACUUCCUUACGGAGCAGAGUGCUGCCCUAAUUCCCACCUCGGCUAAUUGGCUCACAUUUAAAUUUGGCAUCCGUUUCUCUCUUAAUUUACAUUGGACCUUCUCCCCCUCACCAAGUCCUACCUCUCUUUACUUUCUCUCAUUACCUUUGUUUAUGUUACCCUUUAGAACACGGGUGUCAAACUCAAGGCCCGGGGACCAGAUCCAGCCCACGGGGUGCUUAGAUCUGGCCCACUGGGCUGCCCUGUUAAUAGUGAAGGAUCGGCCCGCAAUGCCUCUGCCAGCAAAAACGGAGCUCGGGAGGGCCGCGUGCUCCGUUUUCGCUGGCAGAGGUUUGCAGGAGCCCAUCCCAGCUGAAAAUGGAGCUCUGGAGCCCAUUUUCACUGACAGAGCUCUCAGGCCGCCACAAGCGCCCCUGACACGAGGGACAUCAUGCUGGCCACGCCCCCUGGCCACGCCCCCCAGCCCCCCGCCAAAGUCAAACACAGCCUUGAUGUGGCUCUAAAUGAAAUUGAGUUAGACAUGCCUGCUUUAGAAAUAUUUUUUUACCCUGGCAUAGAUAAGGGUUUAUAUCUCUUGCUCCCCAAACUUAAUAAAAGCCACAUCAGGAAGCUUGGCCCUUCAGCAGUUCGUCAGUAACUCCGAUUUUAAUAAGGUUCUCAAAUUUUCAACCCCACUUGGACGAUUUAAGAUUAACAGUGGUGCGUUCUUCUUGUUCUUCUUGUGCUUCUUCUUCUUCUUCUUCUUCUUCUUCUUCUUCUUCUUCGUCUUCUUCUUCUUCUUCUUCUUCGUCAAUGGGAGGAUUUUGUGGGACAAGAUUAUUGCAAUAGAUCCUGAGAUAUAGUUUUGGGCAGCCUUUUUGGGAAGAUCCUUAGGAGCUUCCACCGUGAAGUCUGCAUCCAAAAUGGUGGCCAAAAUAGGACCUUUGUUUUUCUCUCUUUCUCUAUCAUUAUAUUAGUUUUGGAGAAGAGAGGUAUUCAUGUAGCCAAGGUCUGCUUGUGAUUGUUAUUGCAAGCGAUCUUUGACACGUUUGGCAGACAGAUGAUCUUCCAUUG
Messenger RNA from Thamnophis elegans (Western terrestrial garter snake), 2412 nucleotides. RefSeq names its product N(G),N(G)-dimethylarginine dimethylaminohydrolase 1-like. The transcript is spliced from 7 exons. Gene Ontology annotation, molecular function: dimethylargininase activity; amino acid binding. Bases 685 to 1260 code for a protein of 191 amino acids. Lineage: Eukaryota; Metazoa; Chordata; Lepidosauria; Squamata; Natricidae. Gene Ontology annotation, biological process: arginine metabolic process; positive regulation of nitric oxide biosynthetic process. The record is from RefSeq and is a predicted model, not a curated record.